Molecule: messenger RNA, 2874 nt
Organism: Fonsecaea erecta
Lineage: Eukaryota; Fungi; Ascomycota; Eurotiomycetes; Chaetothyriales; Herpotrichiellaceae
Exons: 3
Coding region: 1-2874 (957 amino acids)
Source: RefSeq, a predicted model, not a curated record
AUGCUCGAUCCGAUUACGGCGUUGGGCGUGGCGGGGAAUGUGAUCCAAGUCGUCGACUUUGGAUGGAAGGUGUUGUCAAAGUUGAAGGAAAUCACAUCUGAAGGGACAUUGCCUGGCACGGCGCUACUUAAUGAAUCAAACCGAAAUCUUCUUGACCUGACCUCGAGGUUGGAGAGAUGUCCACCGAAGAACAAAAACCAGCAGAUGACGGAAUGGGAGCAAGGUAUUCUGGAUGCCAACCAACACUGUCGAAUAGUGGCAUCAAAGAUUACCGCAUUGCUUCAAAAAAUGGCAAAACUAGGUGAGAAGCGAUUUGGAGCGUUGCGACUGGCUAUAUCCUCCGAGAUCAAAGAGCGGGACAUCCAUUCCCUCCUGGAAGAUCUGGAAAGGGUGAAAUCGAAUUUGAGCCUGAACCUGGUUGCAUAUUUGAGUAUACAGCGUUCGCACGACCUUCAGGAGUUUGUUCAAGUCAACGAGUCCGGGAAGAAGUCGUUUCUGGACUCGGUUCUAAAUGGCUACCACACCUUGACCUCUGAAGUCGAUGAAUUGAAGUCUGUCGUUCGUGAAGAGAGCUCGACAACCCAGCAAGCGAUUCGUGAAUGGCAAUCCCAAUACAAAGCAGCCAUUGAAGCCGCAUCGGAGAACAUCAUGAGGGAUGCAAAAGAGUGUUUGGCUGAUACAGCGGCUCCAAAGAUGCUCGCAAGCCUUUAUUUUGUCCAGCACGAGGAUCGGAGGGCAAUGAUUUCCGAGGCACACAGAACCACCUUUGACUGGAUCUUCGAGGAUGAUUAUGUUUGCAACUCUGACCGUUUGACAUUCAGUGACUGGUUGAAGAAUGAGCAGCCCUCGAAUGGUCUGUUCUUCGUCAAUGGCAAGCCCGGAUCUGGCAAAUCAUGCCUCAUGCGUUAUUUGUCCAAUCAUGCCAAACUGAAGGCCUUGCUCGAGAAAUGGGCUGGGAAUAAAUCUCUUCGUGUGGCCAGUGCGUUCUUCUGGAGAGCAGGGACAAAGCUCCAGAAGUCCGUGGUUGGUAUUCUGCGAACUCUGUUGUACCAGUUUCUCAAGCAAGACUCAUCGCUCCUCCCAAUUGCACAUCCGGAACGCUGGCGCGCAUACUACCUUGGCCAGUCAAAUCUCGAGGAUUGGUCGGUGCAGGAGCUGACGGCUGCAAUUGCACGCCUGUUUGAGACAUGCUCCAGCUCAAUCAGCUUUGCAAUCCUCGUUGACGGACUGGAUGAAUACGAAGGUACCGACGCGCAGCGCCAGGGUCUGGUUGACCUUUUCGUCGGCAUUGCGUCUCGACAUGAUAAUGUGAAAAUUUGCGUCUCGAGCCGACCGUGGACAGUGUUUCAGGAGGGUUUCAGGGACUUUCCAGGUCUUCGUCUGGAAGACUUGACGAGGGACGACGUGUCAACCUACGUGCGAGAUCAUCUCGAGGGGGACAGGAACUUUCGAGUGCUUCGAGUGCUCAAAGAAACACAAUGCAUCAAUCUGCAAGCCCAGAUCGUGGACAAGGCAUCAGGUGUCUUCCUCUGGGUCCAUUUGGUGGUGCGAGACUUGCUGCAAUGCCUUCAAGCAGGGGCGACAAUCCCCAAACUUUUCAAGCGGCUAGAUCGGCUCCCGGCAGAGUUGGACGAUUUCUUCAUGCAGAUCAUUGAGACCAUCAACCCUGUGGACCGAGCAGAGGCCGUCAUGAUCUUUCAACUGGCAGCUACCCUUCCUAGAGUGCACACGACAGCCUUAUAUCUUUCCUACACUCAGGAAGAGCACGAUGACUUUGCCUUUACCCUCGAAGCUGAGGACUUUGCAACAAGAUCCAUGGAGCACAGGAUCUCGUCCACGAAGGACCGUGUCAACGCAAUUUGCAAAGUGUACGACUUCUUUUGCGAAAGCCAGGAGCUACAUGUGCGAAUGCAACAGAUGGGUGCCAAGGAAGUCGACUUCUCACGGUACAUCUGUAACGCGUCGCUGACAGUAUUCCUCGCGCUCUCAGCCAAAGGAGACGGGCGUAUCAUGCCGUCUGAGCACCUUGACCGUAAUGGUGACGACGACGAUGAUGACGGCGGUGACCCACAUGUGGUGCACGCCCUUGAGACCGCCAUUACUUUCCUCCAAUACGCAUCGCAGAACGACCAUGAAUCGGGCUCUUUGCCUUUGUCGUUAAUCUUUCACUUUCGGCAACAACUGAUCAGCAAUUGGGCAUGGAGGAUGCUCCGCGGGUGCGCCAGAAAGAUGCACGCUAUAACGGGGUGCAUCUAUCGCAAAGCCGGUCGGUGUUUCGAAGAAUGGACGGCAGACAAUCUGUCUUUCCUAAAAGUUGCCGUUCAGUAUGACUUGAUACGCUAUACAAAUGCGCAAUUGGGGGAAACUUUGUCGUCUAGCGCAUAUCACCAGACCUUGGACGAGCUCGUUCUUCUGGCUUUGCACCCCUUACCACGAGUACAACAACAGCCUGACGCCAUCCCAUCAUCUAAGAUGUUGGCCAUUUUGCUGGCAUUCGCAGAUCAGCAGCCUCUUGGCAAUAACUCCAGCAUUGAGCACCUGGCACAAUCAUCCAAGGAGGCCGCAUACAUCCUCAAAACGUACAUCACGUCACAGAUCUUGGACACUCCGACUGAGUCCCAGGCCGGCAAUAAGCUAUGGUCCGGGGUACUAGUGAAAUUAGAUGACGCGUGGGCAGAUGUCGCUGCCGUGUUUAUUCAGAACGGCCUUCUUCAAAUCCGGGACAUCAUGCCUUUGGACCGGCAGCCACUACCCCAAGAGGUGCGGCUGUUCCUUGAGCGGCUUUUCUCGCCUCCUCAGGCGGAACGGCUCGAGGACCUCAUUUUCAGGAAAGAGUAUGAUUUUGUGGACGCCGACGAGUCGCAAAAGGCGUAA